AGAUGGCCUCGCGCGCUCCGGAGGCGCCGCUGCUCGGUGUGAGUGACGGAGAGAUCGACCCCAGGAGGCACCGGAGCUCCUAUCUGACCAACAAGGUCGGGGGUCGGCCCGACUGGCCGCCGGCCGUCUCCCCACGGCGCCCCCGGUGCGGCCGCUGCGGCGCUCCCUUAGCCCACGUGGUGCAGGUGUACUGCCCCUUGGACGCGUCCCCGUACCACAGGAAUCUCCACCUGUUCGCGUGCUCGGGUGCGGAGUGCAGCGGCCGCUCAGAGUGCUGGACGGUGCUCCGGUCUCAGUGUCUGGAGGCGGAGGCGGCGCGGACAUCCGGGCGGCCUGCCCCGGCUCGAGGGGCUGCUCCCCGGGCCACAGACUGGUGCGACGCCGCUGAUGACUGGGGGAUGGAGGGGGAGGAGGAUGGGUGGGGAGGAGAUGCGAAGGACGAAACACAGGCGGAGGAGAAGACAGCAGCUCCAGAGGGAACAGCAGACAUCAGCAGCCACCUCCAGGAUCUCAGUCUGGAGGAAUUACAGGAGGAUGUCGCUGCCUUCCGUCCUUUCUUCAUCAGCGUGGUGGAGGAGGCGGACCUGUGUGGAGAGGACCACGACGACCUGGAGCACGCUCAGGAGCUGCUGAGGGAGUACGAGCGGCGAGAGGGGGUGGCGGUGGGAGAGAUGGAGGGGAGCGGAGGAGGCGGGGAGGAGAAGUACGAGAAGACCAGAGCCAGACACGGAGACGCCAUCUUCUCCAGGUUCAUGAAGACGAUCUCGGCGUGUCCGCAGCAGAUCCUGCGCUACUGCCGCGGCGGGAAGCCGCUCUUCAUCUCCGAGCCGCCGUCCAACAUGGCGCAGCUGGUGCCGGCAUGCAGCUCCUGCGGAGAGUCCCGCACGUUCGAGCUGCAGCUGAUGCCCGCUCUGGUGAGCCUGCUGCAGUGGGAGGGCGGCAGCACAGGGGUGGAGCUGGAGUUUGGGACGGUGCUGGUUUACACCUGCACGAGCAGCUGCUGGACAUCUGGGUCGGCCUUGGCUGUGGAGGAGUUCUGCUUCAUUCAGACUGACCCGGACCAGCAGCUCUUUAAGUGACUAAUGUGACCCUCAGAACGGGAUUAUCGGAUUAUUUAUGUGUCAUGAUGUCUAAAAUCUGAGGCGAAUGUACGUUUAACAAGACCAACCAGCAGCUUUUGCUUCUCCUGUAGCUUAAAAAUCUCCAAUUAUAGAAAAGUGCCAUUCUGACCUCAUCAGGUGCCUUAAACUUCCAGCAUGGUGCCACCUUAAUCAUCGGCAGACCUAAAUAAUGGAGAGAAACAUGAGCUGGACUUGAUGUUGAGCUCAGUGUUGAUGAUGCAGCUUCAAAGACAUCACAGGGUCAGACUCGCUCUACAUGAACAUUUGUAGUGAGUGAACCCGAGUAUGAGAAGCCAUUAAACGCUCCACUGCAGCCGUUUGUGCUCGCCAGCUUUUCUGAUCUUCUGCUGUCCGUCUUUCCUGUGUAACGUCAUAACCACACACACACACACACACACACGACCGUGGCAGCAGCAUUUAAUAAUUCACCCUGCAGGGAGUCAUUACCAACCAUGACCUCUGACCUCCCUGUAAGGACAUGCUGCUGCUGCAGGUUGUUUAAUGACUCAUGCAGACACACCAGAGGUUUUCCUUUAGUUUUUACUUCAACCUUUAACAUAUUUCUAAAUGUCGCGUCACACCACAACAGUUCAGGUCGGAAAGCAUGAAUAUCAAACUGGGUGAAGGAAAUGUAAA
Messenger RNA from Archocentrus centrarchus (flier cichlid), 1757 nucleotides. RefSeq names its product programmed cell death 2-like (gene pdcd2l). The record is from RefSeq and is a predicted model, not a curated record. Gene Ontology annotation, cellular component: cytoplasm. The transcript has 2 exons. Lineage: Eukaryota; Metazoa; Chordata; Actinopteri; Cichliformes; Cichlidae. Gene Ontology annotation, biological process: apoptotic process. The coding region runs from base 3 to 1079 and encodes 358 amino acids.